AUGCCUUCUAUCGCCCAGACCCUUCCCUUUCUCGCCGCCAUGGCGUUCCAGGCCGCCGAUGCUGCCAUGGGCCCUGCCUUCAGCACCGGUCCUGUCUCUGACAACAGCUGGAUUCGCGAGGCCACCUCCACCUUGGUUCUCCCCAAGGCUCCCAGUGGAUCUACCGGUGUUGCUUCCCUCUGGGUUGGCAUGGGCACCUCCAACGGUGAUCUGGUCCAGUCCAUCGCCGAUAACUGGGACUCCGAUCACUGGAGCGUCUACGCUUACACUCUGCUGAGCACCGGCGCCCAGUCCCAGAUGCCCGUCCAGGGACCUGCCACAGAUGCCACUGAGGGCGACAAGAUCACUAUGCACUACAAGUUCGACGACAACAGCGGCAACUACACGCAGACUGUUCAGCUCAACGGCAAGACCGUUUCGACCCUCUCCACCAGCGACGAGCACGCCCAGGGCUGGGGCAGUUCCGUCGAGUGUGGCGAGGACAACUGCGGCACUAUCGGUGCUCAUAAGUGGAUCGACACCAAGAUCACCUUGGACUCCGCUGACCCCAACUACAUCAACACCGUCGGCAAGGGCGAGGGUGUUACCGGCGAGAUGUCCACCAACGACAACGGCAAGACCUGGACUGUCACUACCAUCAACAUCCCCGAGUUCACCUUCGGACAGUCUUCGUAA
Molecule: messenger RNA, 675 nt
Organism: Aspergillus melleus
Lineage: Eukaryota; Fungi; Ascomycota; Eurotiomycetes; Eurotiales; Aspergillaceae
Exons: 4
Coding region: 1-675 (224 amino acids)
Source: RefSeq, a predicted model, not a curated record